UCCUCUUCAGGUGUGAAACUUUCCUCCAAAAACAAACUGCAUUUUUAUUUCUGCCUGACCGGGAGAAUUUCAGUCUGAUCUGAAGAGAUGGGGAGCGCCGGCUGUACGCUGCUGGGACUUUUAACCUCAGUCGUCUUUUUUCAGGCCCUGACAUUAGUUCCCUGUGAGGCGGUGGCGUGUGUCCCGGGGUUUGAGGUGGAGAAGCUGAUUUUCAGAGUGUGCAGCAGGCAGCUGCACAGCCGCUGGACGCUGGGCAACGUGGGCUUCCAGGGCUGCUCAGCCCGCUUUGCUCUCAGCAGCAGCGACGGACGCUUCACGGUGGACGCCGACGGCACGCUGACGGUGAACGCUGAGCUGACUCUGCACACAGGACACCACGACUUCCUGAUCCACGCCGUCAGCUCCCAGAGCGACCAGGUGACCGUGCCCGCCAGGGUCAAGUACGACUGCAGCCAGCAGGAGUCCAGCAGCCAGGACGCCCCUGCUGGCAGCGCACAGAUUCCAGCCAAAUCAGAUGUUCCUGUUCUGUCCUUCCCCAAACCCUCUCAACAUCUGAGGAGGAGGAAGAGAGCCUGGGUCAUCCCUCCUAUUAAUUAUCCUGAAAAUGACAGAGGACCCUUCCCCAAAUUUAUGGUGCAGAUACGAUCUGAUGAAGAUAAAUUUAAGACAAUCAGGUACUCCAUCAGUGGAUCAGGAGUCGACCAGCCUCCUGUCGGCCUCUUCGCUGUGGACAGAGACAACGGGAAUCUGUACAUCACACAGCCGCUGGACAGAGAGAGACAGGACUCCUACUUGAUUGUAGCUCAUGCUGAGGCAGUCGGGUCAGGAGCUGUUGAGGAACUCAUGGAAAUCAGGGUGGUCGUCAUCGACAUGAAUGACAACGUACCCAUUUUCACCAAAGACACCUUCCUGGGAGACGCUCCCGAGGCCUCGCCUGUUGGUUUUGAGGUGAUUAAGGUCGAGGCCACAGAUUUGGAUGAACCUGGUAAUGCCAACUCAGAUAUUCGCUACAGAAUUCUGAGACAGGAUCCAGAGCUGCCCAACGGCAAUAUGUUUGCAAUCAACCCUGUGAGUGGAAUGAUCCGGGUCAACUCUGCUGGGCUGGACAGAGAGACAUGCAGGAAUUACACCUUGGAUGUGCAGGCUGCAGACCUAGAGGGACAUGGACAUUCAGGGCAGGCGAGGGUCAUCAUCUCCAUCUCCGACAGCAACGACCACGCCCCGGCCUUCAGCCAGUCCAAAUAUGAAGCGACGGUCCCAGAAAACAAAGUUGGAUUUCAUGUUGCUAAGAUGCUGGUAACCGACGGUGAUGAGCCCCAUUCUCGAGCCUGGAUCGCCAAGUUCACGAUUGUCAGCGGCGAUCCCGAUGAAUAUUUCACCGUGGAGUCAGGAGCCAAUCAAAACGAGGGCAUCAUCACCACUGCCAAGGGCCUGGACUUUGAGCGGGCCCGUCAGCACACCCUGCUGGUCGCAGUGGAAAAUGAUGUUCCCUUCGCCACCCAGCUGCCCACCGCCACCGCCACCGUGCUGGUGAAUGUGCAGGAUGUGGACGAAGCUCCGAUCCCCAACCCAGGUGUUGGAGGAGCGGCCUAAUGCUAAACCCAACUCCCACUGCCGCCGAGCCUGACCCCUACCGCCGCCCAACCCGACCACCACCAACGCUACCCAUUGCCUCUUAUCUCACCUUUGCAUUUCACUGUUUUGUGUUGCUUUUCAAAAAAAAUAGCAUGACUAUCAAAGUUAUUAUUGUUCUGAAUUUUUCAUUAGUUUUUAUUUUUAUUUUGUUCUUAAUUUUAGUUUCCAGCUCAGUUUAGUUUCACUUUAGUCUCUAGAGCGGGUUUGCUGGUUUCAGAUUAUUUUUUCUUGUUUGAAAAUGUUUAGUUUGAGUUGAGUUUUUCUUAGUGUCAGUGUUAGUUGGAGUUUUUUUAUUCUCAUGGGGGGUGUUUGUCAGAAAAGGUAUUCCAGUUAAAAGCCAACAUGUUUCCUGUGCAGAACUCAGAUCCUCUCCUCUCCAUGCAGGGGAGAGUGUAAACUGCCAGGCUGAUGAAUAAAGUGACUGCGGCUCGUUUCAGAUCACAUCUUAAAACUUCAUUUUAUACAUUUACUUUGAUUGUUUUGACCAUCAUUAUGUUUCACCCUUUCAUCUUUUAUUAUCAUAGGUUUAGAUUGACUUUGAGGAUAUUUGUCUUUGUCAAAGCUUUUGUGAGCAGAAAU
This is a messenger RNA of Myripristis murdjan (pinecone soldierfish), 2214 nucleotides long. RefSeq names its product cadherin-1-like. Gene Ontology annotation, molecular function: cadherin binding; beta-catenin binding; calcium ion binding. Gene Ontology annotation, biological process: multicellular organism development; homophilic cell-cell adhesion; cell migration. The transcript has 11 exons. Gene Ontology annotation, cellular component: plasma membrane; cytoplasm; catenin complex. The record is from RefSeq and is a predicted model, not a curated record. Lineage: Eukaryota; Metazoa; Chordata; Actinopteri; Holocentriformes; Holocentridae. The coding region runs from base 88 to 1593 and encodes 501 amino acids.